UCCUGUCAAUUCAGCGUGGUGAUUGCACGUUUUGCGAUUUCGUUUGUAAUAUUUAAUAAAACAAAAUUAAAUAUUUACUGAAUUUAUAUAUAUAUAUUAGUUCUGCACAAUGGCUAAAAAAGGAAAACCUAAAAUAAGUAAAGUGAAACGAAAUAACCAAACAACAAAUAAAAUGAAAAAGCAAGGUAAACUGAAACUGCAAAGGCAUAGGACAAAAGUACAAAAACAAAAACAACCAUCCCAGCCUCAAGUGGAAUAUAGUAGCGAAAGCGAUUCUGCGUCUGGAGAUGAAUGGGCUGAUAUGCUGGACGAUGACGAACAGAAAUAUAUUAUGACCCGUCUGGCUAAACAACCACAAUUGCUUUCCAAUAUCCCUGAGGAAGAGCAAGCAAGUAAAGCCAGGUCAAGAAAACGUAAAAAGGUUGAUAAGGGUAAAGUUCCAAAACACCGCUUGAGUAAUGAUAGUGGAGCAGAGAGUGAAAUAGACCUAUCUGAUGAUGAACUUGAGGAAAACUAUGAAAAAGAAAUGGCUGAAAGGCCAGCCAAGAAAAUGAAACCUCUACUUCCAAUCAAAACUAAAGAUGGCGUUCAGGAGAGAAUGGCAGAAUGUGAAGAAAGUGAUUCAGAAAAAGAAGAUCAAAAAGAAACAGAUAAGAGAGAUUCUAAAGAAGAGGAUGGAACACAAGACACAGAUUCUGACUCUGGAAUGGAAGGCACUGAGGAAGAAAAUGAAGCACAGAACGGUGAAAUCAUUAGCACUGUCCAGCUAUUAGCUGCCAGGCGAGAUCAGCUCAAUCGUGAUAAACUACGAAUUGGUGCCCUAUGCUCUUCACUGCUUGAAAGUCCUGAGAAAAAGUUGAAGAACUUCUUCCCUAUUCUAUAUCUGAUGGAAGAACGGCUCAAGGAUGGAGCCUUGAACUUGCAUUCGGUCCGGAAGUUGGCAACACUUUCUGCCUAUGAAGUAUUCAAGGAUAUCUUGCCAGAUUACUUUAUACGUCAUCAAGACUAUUCCAAUGUGAAAUUGAAGAAAGAUACUUUAUCCUUAUACAAAUAUGAGAAGGAGUUAAUGGAGUUCUACAAGAGGUAUUUACAGCGGCUUGAGAAAUCUGCUAUGGUGCUACGCCGUAAGAAAGGCGAUAACAGGAAACCGGAUGAGGCAUCGGUGAAUCUGGCGCUAGUAUCACUGUCCUGCAUGUCAGGGUUGCUAGUAGCGAGGCCACACUUCAACUAUGCCACAAAUAUAGCACAGAGUGUUGUACCAUUCUUGGACUGUAAAGACUCGCGAGCGAGGGAUUUAGUCACUGAUGCCUGUAAGAGUGUCUUCAACGAUGAUCGGAGAGGAGACAUUACUCUCACUAUAGUCCGUCUCAUAAAUCAGUUAGUGAAGCGUCGUGGUGAGAGACUUCAGCCGAGUGCACUCGACUGUCUACUGUCGUUACGUAUACGAGACAUAGAUCUGGAUGCGGAACAUAAUGUACAACACAAGAAGAACCAGGAGGAGAAACACAAGAAACGUAUCAUUAACUUGUCUAAAAAGGAGAAAAAGCGGGCCAAAAAGCUGAAGGAGGUUGAACGUGAACUGCUGGAAACUGAGGCGCAGGAGAAUGAGGUGUCGCGCAGGAAACAACUGGCGGAGGUGUGCAGGACCGUGUUCCACAUAUACUUCAGACUGCUGAAGGCCGCGCCCACUACUGGACUACUAGCCGCCGCGCUCAAGGGACUCACCAAGUUCGCGCACGUGAUCAAUAUGGAGUACUACUCGGACCUGGUGUCGAUAAUGUCCGCUCUGAUCCAACACGACCGCGUGAGCGCGCACGAGCGCGUGAUGUGCGCGCGCGCCGUGCUCGCCAUCCUGGCGGGCGCGGGGGACGCGCUCAACAUCGACCCCGCGCGCUUCCACCACCAACUGUACUGCGCCGCGCUCACGCUGCAUGCAGGGACAACAUCUGAAGAUGCUAAGUUAAUAUUAGAGAGUAUAACCCAUAUAUGCACGCGUGCCCGCCGCGUGUCUGCUGAAGUACUACAGGCGUUAGCCAAACGUCUGCUCACAGUCGCUGCCAACUCGCAACAUAACGCCACUCUAGCCUGCCUCUCGAUACUGCAUCACUUGGCACAGCAAAGUAAACCGGUGUCUCGUCUCCUGGAGCCGGUAGUGGACUCUUGUGGGAUCAAGUUCGAUCCUCUAGUGGAGAGCCCGGAGCACGCGGGCGCGGCCGCCGCCGUCGCGUAUGACGUACGACCACUCACCAGACAUUACCAUCCUACAGUCAGGGACGCUGCUAGAGAUAUCUUCAAAGGAACACUCAUACCGGACUUGCAUAAGACAUCACCGAUACAAAUAUUGGAGAAUUACGACGGGUCUCAGAUGGCAUUCAAACCUGCGAUCCCUCCGCCCAAAGCUGUAACAGCUCGCCAGACGUCCACAUCGCACCACUCUCAUCACUGGAUGCAGCCCGCCUUCAAAGACACGUGUCAAUCUAUAGAAAAUGGUGUGGACUUGGUCUUUAAUCAUAAUGCCAGAUGAUAAUAAAUGCUGUUAAUGUUU
Messenger RNA from Diatraea saccharalis (sugarcane borer), 2545 nucleotides. The record is from the annotation of a GenBank genome assembly. Lineage: Eukaryota; Metazoa; Arthropoda; Insecta; Lepidoptera; Crambidae.